Messenger RNA from Beta vulgaris subsp. vulgaris (sugar beet), 1881 nucleotides. RefSeq names its product histidine--tRNA ligase, chloroplastic/mitochondrial. NCBI's taxonomy places the organism in Eukaryota, Viridiplantae, Streptophyta, Magnoliopsida, Caryophyllales, Amaranthaceae. Gene Ontology annotation, cellular component: cytoplasm. Gene Ontology annotation, biological process: histidyl-tRNA aminoacylation. The coding region runs from base 64 to 1584 and encodes 506 amino acids. Gene Ontology annotation, molecular function: ATP binding; histidine-tRNA ligase activity. The transcript is spliced from 11 exons. The record is from RefSeq and is a predicted model, not a curated record.
GACAGCAUCAUACGUCUAUACGUUAACCUUACCACCGUCUCUCUGUCAAACCAUCCGGCAUCCAUGGCUGCAAUUCCUUCCCGCCUUAUCCUCCACCCAUCUCUCAACGUCUACUUCAAAUUCCACAAUUCUAAAACCCUUAAUCUUUUCCACCUUUCUCUCUCCUCUCCUCUCUCUCUCCUCGCUACUCAUCACACCAGAUGUUUCUCUUCUCUCUCAUCUUUUCCAAUUGAAGCUCACAACGUAAACCCUAAUUCCUCGAAAAAUGCCGGACGAUCGGGCGGAUUUUCGCCAUCUCCAAUCACUGAAGUGUCACAGAAGAUCGAUGUCAAUCCACCUAAAGGCACCAGAGAUUUUCCACCUGAAGAAAUGCGGCUCAGAAGCUGGUUGUUUCAGAAUUUCAGAGAGGUAUCGAAAUUGUUUGGUUUUGAAGAGGUUGAUUUUCCGGUGCUGGAAUCAGAGGCAUUGUUUAUAAGGAAAGCUGGAGAGGAAAUUAAGGACCAGUUAUAUUGUUUUGAGGAUCGAGGGAAUCGUCGUGUUGCAUUGAGACCUGAACUUACGCCAUCAUUGGCGAGACUAGUCAUACAGAAAGGAAAAUCCGUAUCCCUUCCCUUGAAAUGGUUUGCAAUCGGACAGUGUUGGCGUUAUGAAAGAAUGACAAGAGGUCGGCGCCGUGAACACUACCAGUGGAAUAUGGAUAUUAUUGGUGUUCCAGAAGUUACAGCUGAAGCAGAGCUUAUUUCUGCUAUUGUCACCUUCUUCAAGAGACUGGGGAUCAGUGAAGCAGAUGUUGGGUUCAAGAUUUCAAGCAGGAAGGUUUUGCAGGAAGUUUUGACGAGCUUUAAUGUACCUGAAGAAUUAUUUGGAAGAGUUUGUAUUGUUAUUGACAAGCUAGAAAAAAUCCCACUUGAUGAUAUUAAGAAAGAGUUGAAGUCUGCUGGAAUGUCUGAUGAAGCCAUUGAGGAACUAUUGGAGGUCCUUUCUAUAAAAUCUUUGACAGAGUUGGAAGAGAGACUUGGAACUUCUGGUCAAGCUGUUGGUGAACUUAAACAACUUUUUGCACUUGCUGAGAAGUUUGGUUAUUCUGAAUGGAUCCAGUUUGAUGCAUCUAUUGUCCGUGGUCUGGCCUAUUAUACUGGAAUAGUGUUUGAGGGAUUUGACAGACAAGGGAAGUUGCGGGCCAUUUGUGGUGGUGGGCGUUAUGAUCGAUUACUAUCUACAUUUGGAGGUGAUGAUAUCCCAGCCUGCGGUUUUGGAUUUGGUGAUGCAGUCAUUGUGGAACUGCUAAAGGAAAGGAGCCUUCUUCCAGAACUUGACCUCGAGGUUGAUAACAUAGUGUGCUCUCUUGAUUCUGAACUUCAAGGUGCGGCAGCAUUAGUUGCUUCUACUCUAAGACAGAAAGGUCAAAGUGUUGAUUUGGUAUUGGAGAGCAAGCCAAUGAAGUGGGUAUUUAAGCGGGCAGCACGGGUAAACGCUCGGAGGUUAAUAUUAAUUGGAAGUUCCGAGUGGCAAAGAAGUACGGUGGCUGUGAAAAUACUCUCAACUGGCGAACAGUAUGAAGUCAAACUUGAUGAGUUAGAUUGACAAGGGAGCUCUGCUAUCGUAGGGAGUUCCUAAUGUUCAAUUUGUAGUUUUUUUGGCGGCAGUCCAUUUGAAAUUUCUUAUCUGUAUGAAUAAGCGUUGAGCCUCAGCUGGUCAUCUUUAUUCUAUUACAAUCAUUUAGGCUUUGUCGGACGUCCCUGAUUUUUAUGCUUCCAUGGCCGGGCGUCCAUUUGAUGCUGAGUACGGAUAUAUCCACGAAAAUGGCCCUCUAGCUACUCCCUGUGUUUAUUAUGUUUGAAAACCUCCAUAUUUUAUUACAAAUUGAUUCCUUCUACGUAA